Molecule: messenger RNA, 2077 nt
Organism: Dermochelys coriacea (leatherback sea turtle)
Lineage: Eukaryota; Metazoa; Chordata; Testudines; Dermochelyidae
Product: histamine H3 receptor-like
Exons: 3
Coding region: 472-1797 (441 amino acids)
Biological process (GO): adenylate cyclase-activating adrenergic receptor signaling pathway
Cellular component (GO): membrane
Molecular function (GO): histamine receptor activity
Source: RefSeq, a predicted model, not a curated record
CUGACUUUUAGGAAGUCCUGAGCACCCGCCCUCUAGAAUCGCCCGUGGGCGGCCCCGGGCUGCGCUAAGGCGGGGGAGCAACGCAGGCGGGGGCCGGGGUAGGAGGCGGGGGGGGGGGGGUUGUACCACUUAAGCACCUCUCGGCCCGCCUCCGGCUGAGCGCACUCAGGGCGGGAACGCGGCUCCCCGGCGGCUCUCCUCAGCCCGCCACUUUGCCGCUUCGGGGCCGCUCCUCCCUGCCCAGUCCCUGCGCUGCUCCCGCUCCCGCGCGGCCUCCCGCCGGCCGGCCCGUGGAGGAGGGGACGGGGCGGGGGGACGCCGCCCGCCCCGGAGUUGCUCCGGCAGCUGGCGCAGAGGCUGCAGAGCCCGACUCGCCUUCCGAGCCGGCAGCGCCCCGCGAGCGGCUUCCCGGGCCGGGCCGGGAUGGCGCGUACCUGAGCCCGCCGGCGCCCUCCGCCCGGCGCAGCAGCCAUGCCCGGGGACCUGCCCGGGCUCAACCUCUCCAGCCGCCCGGCGGCGCUGGGCCACGCGUGCGCGGCCGGCGCGGGGCAGCUGCUUCAGCACCACGGCCAGUUCUCCGCCGGCCUCUCGGGGCUGCUGGCCGCGCUCAUGGGGCUGCUGGCGCUGGCCACCGUGCUGGGCAACGCGCUGGUCGUCCUGGCCUUCGUGCUGGACCGGAGCCUCCGCACCCAGGGCAACUUCUUCUUCCUCAACCUGGCCCUCGCCGACCUCCUCGUGGGCGGCUUCUGCAUCCCUCUCUACAUCCCCUACGUGCUGACGGGCGAGUGGAAGUUCGGCAAGGGCUUGUGCAAGCUGUGGCUGGUGGUGGAUUACCUGGUGUGCACCGCCUCCGUCUUCAACAUUGUCCUGAUCAGCUUCGACAGAUUCGUUUCCGUUACCAAAGCGGUGAGUUACAGAGCUCAGAAGGGGAUGACUAGAAAUGCCGUAUUAAAGAUGAUAAUCGUAUGGAUUGCAGCUUUUCUUCUCUAUGGACCAGCCAUCAUCAGUUGGGAGUAUAUUGCUCAAAAAACUAUCCUCCCUAAAGGAGAGUGCUAUGCUGAGUUCUUCUACAAUUGGUAUUUCCUAAUGAUUGCUUCCACUAUUGAAUUCUUUACACCUUUCAUUAGCGUUGCAUACUUUAACUUAAGCAUUUACAUCAACAUAAGGAAGCGCACUCCCAUGAGAAAUGAAAACCUAGCACCUGAUCAAGAGGACUGUGAAACAAGUUUCCAAGGGAAAAAAAGAGAGCAUGUAAUAUUUUUUGUAAAACCUACUGACAGACACAGAGAUAAGAAAAGAAGAGCAAGUAGCCUUUCACCCACUAGACCCUGCAGUUCAAAGCUAAGCCUAUGUAAACUUGAUAACCAGUCCUUAGAUUUUAAUGUCGGUCAAGAUUUACCGCCCUUACAGGUGGAUGUUGAGACUAAACAACGCAGGGGCAGUUUUUACAAAGCUAUAGAAAACGUUUGCAACACCACAAGAAGAACAGAUAUUGCCAACAGCAUGGCAAACAGAGUUAGACUUUCCCGGGACAAACGAGUAGCCAAGUCUUUAGCAAUUAUUGUCUGUGUGUUUGGUUUGUGUUGGGCUCCUUAUACACUUCUGAUGAUCAUUAGAGCAGCUUGUCAUGGGCACUGUGUGCAUCAUUCCCUCUAUGAGACUUCAUUUUGGCUUCUGUGGCUGAACUCAGCCAUUAACCCCAUUUUAUAUCCAUUGUGCCACAUGAGCUUUAGAAAAGCUUUUAUAAAACUGCUGUGUCCUGGUAAGGCUAAAAUUCAUCCCCACAUUUUUAUGUAAAAGUAUAUAAGGAAAAUGAGUUUGUUAUGUAGAAACACCAAUUGCUUCUAAAAGGAACCAAUUGGUGCUGCUUUGGUUUAGGUCCAUGAAUUAUGACUACCCUUGGUUACUUUAAGUCAGGGUAGACUUGGAGAAUUUAAAGAUCAAUAAAAAUACAAAUAAAUCAGAGAAAGAUUUAUAACAUUGCAAUGCUAAUGCAUCACAACCAGAAAGUGACCCUAUCUAAUCUGUUUUCAUUCAAAGCAGAGUGACAUGCAAAAAGGCAAACAGCAUUCCUAUG